AUGGGCACAGAGCCGGGGGGGCCCAGCCCCUCCCUGGUGUGUCGCUCUGAGGAUGCUUGGUGCGGGUGUCCGUGCGCUCCGGGCCAGGUGUGGGCGGGCACCCGCGGCGGGACAGGGCAGGGCCGAGCCGGGCCGGGCGGCGGGAGACGCAACCCCUCCCGUUCUGUUCCCUCCCCGCUCCUCCUUUCCCUUCCUUUUUCCCCCCGGGACUCCGGCUCACCUCCGGGGCGAACGGCGAAGCACAGGAGUCGGAGUCCAUGUCCCGGCGCGGGUGGCUCGGGCGGGGCCGGGGCGGCGGCGGCCAGGACCGAGGAGGAGCUGGGUCGAAAGGCUCUCAUCGGGCCCGACGACGUGCUGGGGCUGCAGCGGGUCACCAGCGAUUAUUUGUGCACUCCAGAGGAAAAUGUUUACAAGAUAGACUUCACCAGGUUCAAAAUCCGGGACAUGGAAUCUGGCACAGUCUUGUUUGAAAUCACCAAGCCAGCAGCUUCAGAGCGGGAGCACAAUGACAGGAAGGACGUGGACCCCAACGCCGGACGCUUUGUGCGCUAUCAGUUCACCCCGGCCUUUCUCAGACUGCGGCAAGUGGGAGCCACGGUGGAAUUCACAGUAGGGGACAAACCCAUUAAUAAUUUCCGUAUGAUUGAGAGGCACUACUUCCGUGACCAGCUGCUGAAAAGUUUUGAUUUUGAAUUUGGCUUCUGCAUCCCCAGCAGUAAAAAUACUUGUGAGCACAUCUAUGAAUUCCCCCAGCUCUCAGAAGAUCUCAUUCGAGAGAUGAUCCUGCAUCCCUACGAGACACAGUCGGACAGUUUCUACUUUGUAGACAACAAGCUGGUGAUGCACAACAAGGCAGAUUAUUCAUACAGUGGAGGACCCUGAGUGUGGGCUGCAUGGCCCCAGCUGUGCUGGCCUCCCCUUCCCUCUGGAAGUCAUCAGGGAUCCCAACACCUCCAGUUCUGCUGCCUGCCAUGUCACCUGGACAAGGAUCCACUAACCAAGGACUCUUUGCCACAGUAGGAGUUUCAUGACAUCUCUUUUGAACUUUGAAGCAGACCCAGUUCUUCAGAAGUUUUAUGCUAAAAUGAUCUUUGGAUACCACUUCCCUAAGUUCUUUAAGUGUCUGCUUUGAAAAUGGCCUUGUGGGACCUGAGGGGUUUUGCCCUAAUUCUGUGAGUUUAUGUUCUUGCCCUCGAGUAUCUUUUUAGGAUUGCUUUCCCAAAGAAUGUAAUCAGAGAAAGCAUGGGAGUGGAUGGAUGCAGAGGCAGAGGCUUGGGUGGUUGUUUCUCUUUGUGAGUGCUUCAAAGCCAAUUUGACUUGUCCAGCCUGUUGAAAAUAUCAAGCAAAACAUCUCACAAAGGCAAGUUUCAUCUUUAGAUUGGCUCUCUCCAUGAGUAUUUCAUCCUUUAGUUUCAAUCCUUUUGUCUAAUGUUCUGUUUAACCUGGGAAACACCAAAACCUGCAAUGAAGAGCAGUACUUCAGUGACAGAGCUGUGUUAAUUGGGUGUUUGUACAUUUACAUUCCUUUUAUUACAUUUCAGAUGAAGGCAAAAUGGCAUUGUGGGUCUGUGAACCUCCAUAAGUACAUUCCAUUAAUUUCAGUUCUUUUGCAGAACAAUCAGGAUAAGCAGAAGGAUUUUAGCUUUAUUUAACAUUUAGCCUUUUCUUGGCACACAUUUCCAGUGUCUGUUUUCUUCAAUCUCUGCUUGAUACCAAGUUAAGGACUUCAGUACUGCUUGUUAGAGCAAUGUUUUAAUUGUCUAGGGCAGCUGGGGAGUGUAGAAUUCUCAAUUUUCCCUUAUUAUCUGCAUUUAAAGGAGGUUAAGACAGCAUUUCCCCUUUGUUAGAAAUGUUUCUCUUCAGAUAUUAAUACAGGUGAAACUAAAUCUAAUAAUCUACAGCUUUAACACACAGCAAAAAAAAUUAGCAAAAGUUCUCUCUUCGGACUCUGGAAGAAGUUUAACACCAAUUUAGCCCAAGAAAUAGCAGCACCAAGAAUAAACUAGUGUGGGGUGACCUGUUGUCAUGAAACCCUUACUCUGAAGGUCAGUUCACUGAUACUUAAAAAAAAAAACCCAACAACCCAACAAAAAUAAAAGACAGUUGCAGUCUGUAGAUAUUUCUAUAAAUACUUGAUGUCUCCAUGUCUAAUUCUGUGAGUUGAAGUGGAACAUUCUAUGUUAGCCUCAGAUAGGUGUAAUAAUUGUAAUAAUUUUUAUAAAAAUACCAUUUCCAGUUGUGGUGAGCAUCUCUGUAGUCACAGCCUACGUCAGACAGGACUACAAACAAUUCCAAGUGUAGCCUAAGGACAGGGAGGUUUUUGUGCUCUUGUUUGGGUUGUGGUCACUUUUCAAUGUGUCACCAUUUGUAUUUGGCUUGGCUUUUUUGACUGCUGAGAGAGGAGGCAGGUUUUUUUUUAAAAAAAAACACAGUGAUUUUAGAUUACAGCACAGUUUUUAUUAAGCUUGGUAGCUACAAAAGUGUGUCAAGUUCACUGAUUUUACACAAGUAGUAGCUUGUAGUAAUUCUUAUCACAGUGAGACUUGUAUUUAUCACUAUUUUUUGUCUUUACUGUAUUAAAUCAUCCAAGUAGCCUACGGCUGACUGAUCAGUUUGAGAGAUACAAAGCAUUUCCUCGUUAUUUGUGCACUACUUUGAGCUACUGACCAUUAAUUUUAUAGUACAAUAAUUACUAAAGAUGAAAACAGUUUCAAAAAUGUUUUCAUUCCUCCCCCAACUUAUUUAUUUUUUUUAAAUCAAGCCUGUUAAAUCAUAUAUCCAAUGACAUUUCACAAGUUUUAAGUAUUUCUGAGUUUUGAUUCAGUUUGCAGGAGGAAAAAAUGUUAAUUUAAAGACAAAAUGUGUCUUUACAUACACUUUACACAUAUUAUAUACACCAAAGAGUGUAUGUUUAAAAGUACCACCCUCUACAGGGGUUUUUUUGGGGUUAUUUUUCACCUGCUGUUCAUAGCAGUCACUUCUGUGCAUAAAAUUUUUAAAAGAAUUUUAGGAAUGGAAUUUGCCCAGAAUUGCCAGUCAUCUAUUUAAUAUGUUGUGAUGACUCUUGGGUCAUGUGAUGGAGUUUCCUCUGAAAUAGUCAUGUUCUGUUCCUUUUUUAUGCUGCCUCUUUUCAAGACUUAUAAAAAAAAGAGUAAUUCCAUAUAAGUAUUACUGUAAUCAAGGGAAAUUUAAGUGGUAGACAUGCCCCUUAUAAAAGAACCAAGAGAAAAUCACUGUGCUCCCAGGAGUGCAGAGUGAGGAUGGAAUUUCUGACAUUUUUCUAGGGUAGGUUUGAGGUUAAACACAAGAGGAUGAAUUAUCAGCUGCUCCUCUCCUGAAAUCUUUUAUAAUUCAGAUUAUAUUUGUAAUAAUUCCAGUCUUACAGAAAAUUUAGUGUAAAUCAAAUAGGAGAUAUUACACUGAGUUUGUUGCCUAAUAUUAGGAAUAUUUUAAGGUAGAAGUAAAGAUUGGACAUUUUCAAAAAAAUUCAUUUCAACACAUUUUAGCUUCAGCUUUUCAGUUGGGACAACUUUACUGGGGAUUAAACAUCCCCAGAGUUUGCUACAAGUAAAAAAAAAAAUACUCCUAAACCAAGGCAAACAAGAGAACUUUCUGUGGGAAGUGAAUUGAAGGUGCUUUUUUCUGUGUCCCACUGAAGCAGUUAGCACUCUUAUCUCUCUGUUUCACUUGGGAACUCUUUGUUAGCAUUUCCUGAAGGUCAUCCACAUCCCCAAUCUUUACAGACACGUGGGAAUCUCUGUCCAGGAGGGAGGUUCUGUUCCUCUCCCACCUGCUGAUGCAGCAGCUUGACGUGUGGUGUUGACAUGGGGCACAGAAACAGCAAUAAAAGAAUGGUUCUUCAAAACCUUUGGCUGUAGAGUUGCUGUUUUAAUGCCACUUCUGUCCCUUGUUUUGCUUAAAAACCACCUUCAGAAUUUAGUGUUAAAACCCAAACUUUGUUCAGCACCCAAUAAUUUCAACUUCCUUCUGGAAGGGAGCUGAGUUUGCAGCCCAGUUGUGAAACCCACAUUUUUUUCCCCUUAAAUUGGCAGCUGAUUCUUACUAUAAACCAGUUGAGAAUGAAGUCUUAGUAGCAUUGUUCACAGAAGAAUUUGUUAAUCUUCUUGAGUAGCUAUUAUUUUGUAUUUUAGCAUUCAUCAUUAUUGGGUUUACUUUGGAAGUUCAUUGCGAAAUCACCAAGUAGUGGCUCUGGGAAAAAAAGAAUUGUUGUAUUUUCUUCCUUGAUCUCGUUUUAAACAUGACUUUAAUUAGCACUUCAGCUCUGUUUUAACAAGCCAGCCUGGCAAUUUGGGAUCUGACUUUCUGAAAGUGAAAGAAAAUAUCCAAGAGCUAACCAAGAUUGUCUGCUAAUAAUGGCCCGGCUGUUUCCUGUCAUAAAACAGGAUUAAGUGUGGGCUUUACACAGUGACUUAAUCUUGGAAAAAGAAACAAAGUCUCUCUGAGUGCUAACAGUGACAUAAUUUUUCUGAGAGACAGGGAAAUUAGAGCUCAACACAUUCUUUCAGGGAAAUUAUAAUUUGACAUAUUUUUUCACUUUGUCAGUCUCGGAUUCCUUUAGUAAGAAUUAAUUUUAAGAAAAGCAGCAGUACAUUAGCGGUGAGCUGCAUGCUCUAGUAACUCACACUUCUGUGGCAGGGAGAGAAUCAUUUCUUUUUUAGAAUUAACACAUCAGCUGUGGUUGAAAAUCUGAAAACCUUGCUCUCAGUUCAGUGGCAAAAGCCAAAAUUGUUUCUGUGAAUUAUCCGUUACGUGGUGACAUUUCUGAAAUAACAGAAUGAUCCACCCUUCCUGACUCAGAAUUUAUUUAUUUAUUUAUUUUAAUGUAAAAAGACUCUCCAGGGUUGAAAACAACCUGCUGGGGUUUAGUUCUUGCUCAUAAUCUCUCUCUGUGUCUUGUUUUUUGAGGAGGUCAGUAAGAUGCUCUAUUUUCCACCUCUGUCCUCUGAGUUUUCCUCCAAAAUCUUGUGUAGUGUCACAGUGGUGGCUGGCUGUGUGUGAAACAUUCAGGCUAUCCAUUCAUAUCCAAAUCCCAACUUCCAAAUCCCUUCAGUUUGGGAAAAAAACUCUUCAAGUAUAUUGAGAAUUAUUGUCCUACAUAUCGACCCAUAAAAAAUAAACCCCAAUCUUCCUGACAAGGGUUAAAGGGAACUCUUAGUCAUGGAAAGAUUGAGGCUAUUUAAGGUAAGAAAAUGCUAAUACCCAACUGUCAUAUUUAGUAAGCAUUAUAAAAAUGCUCUAUUAAUUAUUCAUAACCUGGAAAAGAUGGUUAACAGCUCAGUUUUAAUUAGAUCAGGUUAGGAAGGAAACCAUAGAAAUCAUUGCUGUCGUUUGGGGCUGUGGGGCAGCAGCUGGAACCGUGUGUAUCCCACAAAAUUUGGGCAGGUUUCUGUGCAUUUGGGGAGGAAAAGUGAGGCAAAGGAGGACAAGGACAGAAAAAAUAAUUAAUUUCACCAAUUUGGACCCAAGACCUUCAAGGCCAUGGUGAGUGACUCAAUUUUUUCCUGGGUCUGAGGCAGCUGGGAGCUCCUGCUCAUGGUUCUUCUUUCUACCCCCGGCACAAACACUGCCUAAAUUUAUAGAGGCUUUUCAGUAUUAAUUAAUUAAUGUUAAAUACCAUUAAUAGUUCAUAUCAUUUAAUCUACAAGGAAAUUCCUGAUUUAUUUGAGGGGUCCCCAGGUCUCAGCUUGCAGCUCAGUUGUUCUCCUCAUCACUGGUGAGUGGGUGAAAUGUUGUUUGUGUGUCUGCAGCCCCCCAAAAACCCCCUGUGCUCCUGCCUGCUCUGGUGUCUGUAUCUCAAUACACCCAACAAACAUGUUUGAAUGUGACUUUUUGUUUCCUUGGCAUAGAAACUGAAUUGUCUGUAUUAAAAUGUAUUUAUAAAGAAAAAAAAUGUAUCUAUUUUUUUGUGGGAGGAGAGUAGAAUUCUGGUUACUUUACCACUGGGAAAACAUUAAGAGCAUUUUUACUGAUUAAUUUCUAAUUCUUUGUAUCUUGGUAGUGAUUUGUUUGCUAGGAGAACAUCCACUGUGGCCCAUCCUGUGGCAAUGCAAUGCAGUGUCAUGCAGAGAAUCUGGUUUUCAGAAAACUGGGAGCCUUUUGUUUCCUUUUUGGGACAGGAGGGGACUGAGGAAGUCACCAGGAAUAGAAAGAACCUUGGCACGGAAUCUGUUCUGUGGCUUUGGCUUCAGCCUGUUUGACUUUUUGCAGAUUAAGUAGAGAGAGAGAAAAGACUGAGACUUCAGGAUUAAAAAAAAAAAGAAAAUUAGAUGCUACAAUUUAGUCUUCCUGUAGGAGAAGGAGAGUCCUUAAAUUAAUUUAUACAAGGUUUAAAUAGGGACUGCACUUGCUUCAAUUGAUUUAAUAUUGGCAGCUUAGUCAUUGAUGUGCAUCCUAGGGAAUACGCUUAACUUUUUCCAUUACCUUGGAAAAUGGUUCAAAAACAUGUCACUUCCAUUAGCAAGUGUUUCUUCUCCUGUAACAAACUGCAAAAU
Messenger RNA from Parus major (Great Tit), 6512 nucleotides. RefSeq names its product unc-119 lipid binding chaperone (gene UNC119). Gene Ontology annotation, cellular component: intercellular bridge; centrosome; spindle midzone. The record is from RefSeq and is a predicted model, not a curated record. Bases 1 to 882 code for a protein of 293 amino acids. Gene Ontology annotation, biological process: positive regulation of protein tyrosine kinase activity; mitotic cytokinesis; visual perception. Lineage: Eukaryota; Metazoa; Chordata; Aves; Passeriformes; Paridae. The transcript has 6 exons. Gene Ontology annotation, molecular function: lipid binding.